AUGUCUUUUCAACAACAGCAAUAUUUACAACUGAAUAAUUUUUAUCACCCACCUCGUCAUUCCCAAAACCUUUCAAUUAAUUCUUUGUCGUCAAUUAUAGAACCAACUACCCCACCUAAUCAUUCUUCUGCCACUAAUGGUGGUACUUUUCAACAACAGCAACAACAACAAGGUGAUUCCCUUCAAGGACAACUGUCGUUGUUAAAUCAGCAACCAGGUCUUGUUAUCACACCGGCAACUACUGCUACACCUGCUUCGACUUCAUCGGCGACCAAGUCAUCAUCGUCAUUGCAUGGACGUAGUUUGUCAAAUGGUGCUACUGGUACAUUUUAUGGUAACAAUAAAUUGGGCAAUGUAUCUACUGGUAAUAAGUCGAUUCUUUGGGAUUCGUCAAAUAAAUUGAAUCAAAAUUUGAAUUUGCCAAAUUUUUCAAUUGACAAUGAAGUUUUAUCGACACCUUUAGUUGUUCCACUUGCUCAACCUCAAGAACAACAACUUUUGCCAGGCAAUAAUAAUGGUACUUUGACUUCAUUUGAUGACAAAGAAAAUAUGAUGAAUAAGUCAUUGAUUUCACAAGACUUCCCAUUGGCUUCCGGUGUUGGUAUUGAUAAAUCUGUUGUUGUCACUAAUGCUCCUAAAAACGAAAAUGAAGUUGCUGCUGCUACUGCUACUGCUGCUACUGGAUCAGGGGUGUCUGUUGUUGGAACGAACUCUGUGACUCGUGGUUGCACUCCUACUUCAUCGUCGUCAACACCAUCUGAUUUUGCUGGUGCAGUGGCCCAACAAGUAAGAUUCCCACAAAAGAUUGACAAGGAAUAUCUUGCGUCUAUUAACAAGUUGCCAUUGACACAAUUGAAACUGGAAAUUUUGAAACUUGCCAAGGAUCAAUAUGGUUGUCGUUUUUUACAAAAGAAGAUUGAUGAAAGUUUAGUUCCUAACUAUCAAGUUAGGUUAGCUAAUUUUGAAGUCAUUUUCAACCAAAUUUAUUCUUAUGUAUAUGAAUUGAUUGUUGAUCCAUUUGGUAAUUAUUUGAUUCAAAAAUUGAUUGUGUAUUGUAAUGAAUCUAAUUUGGAUUUGUUGAUGGAAAUUUUACAAUAUAAUUUGUUUCAAAUUUCUAUUAAUCAACAUGGUACAAGAGCUUUGCAGAAAAUCAUUGACAGUUUAAAUAAUUCACAUCAAUUGGGAUUAUUAAUAAAAGGUUUAAAACCAUAUAUUAUUGAAUUAAUCAAGGAUCUUAAUGGUAACCAUGUGAUUCAAAAAAUAUUAAACAAAUAUGAACCUCCAGAUUGUCAAUUCAUUUAUGAUUCUAUCAUUGAUGAUUUAUAUAUUGUUGCUACUCAUAAACAUGGUUGUUGUGUUUUACAAAAAUGUCUUAACCAUGUUACUUUACAACAAUUGGGAGAAUUUUCAAGAGCUAUUUUAAAAUUUGAAAAUUUCAAAUUGUUGAUUAAUGAUCAAUUUGGGAAUUAUGUAUUGCAAUAUUUGAUUUCUAUCAAUUCAUUAGAUAUCAAUUUCCAAAUUUUCCAGAAUUUUGUCAAUUUUGGUAUUUCCAAUUUAUGUAAUUUAAAAUUUAGUUCUAAUGUGGUUGAAAAAUUUUUAAAGAAUUGUUAUGCAAAUGAAUCUGUCAAUGUAUCAUUUUCCAAUUUGAAGUUUGAAUUGAUUUAUAUUAUUUUGGUAAGUGAUUUGAAUGUUUUAAUCAAUGAUCCAUAUGGGAAUUAUGUUAUUCAAACAAUGAUUGAUAUUAUGGUGAAUCCACAAGUGAAUUAUCAAAAUAAUAAUAUUGACAAAUUAUCUUUAGUUUUACCCGAUAGACAAGAUAAUAUUAUUUUCCAACUGCAACAAAAAUUACAAAUUGCUAUAAUUGAGUAUUGGUUUCAAAAUUGUAAGAUUGUUUCAAGUUUUGGUAAACGUAUUCAAUCAAAGAUCAAUACAAUUUUGAAUAAUAAUGUACCAUCAUCUAUUUCUUUGAAUAAAAUGCAUAGGAAAUCACAAAUGAAUGCUAAUGGUGAAUUUAUUGUUAAUGAAUUUCCUCAACCAAAACGUCAAAUUCUGCAACCUUUACCAUUGUCGUACCGUAGUACAUCGUCUCCAGCUGGUGUGGGUAUGGUAAUGGGAGGAACCAAUAAUGUCAAUGAAUAUUAUCCUAAAGUUAAUCUCCAAAAUAGAAACUUUUCAUUGCCAACAAACUUUUAUAAUGCUAAUGCUAAUGCCAAUGUCAACAAUUGCAACAAUAGUGGUGAUGGUAAUAAUGUCAAUAAUAAUGUUAAUUCCAAUGUUACUACUAAUAAUAACUUUAAUGUCAACAAUAAUAAUAAUAAUAAUAAAAAUAAUAUGAAUAAUUCUGUAUCAUCAUUUCAAUCUGGUAGUGUUAGUACUGGACCGUUUAAUAAUAAUAGUAAUAAUAAUAAUAAUAAUUCUGCAUCAAAUUCUUUAAUUAACGUGAAUGGAAACAAUCAAGGCAAUCCGUCAUUUUUUGGUGAUUAUGCUGUUAACAAAGAUUACUUGACACAACAACAACAACAACAACCGCAGCAACAAUCAGUUGGGGUUGCUUCUUAUGCAGAUGUAUCUCAUAAACAUCAAUCAUCGAUUUCAUCUAUCAAUCUCCAACCAGCUCACAAUACCAUGGGGCAUUACACUACUAGUAUGGCACAAAGCUAUACACCACCUCCAAUGCAACAAAUGCCUCCACCAGGAGCUAUACCAAACUUUUACAAUGGUGUUGGUUUACCUCCACAAAUGCUUGGUCACCAAGGACCACCAUUACCUCCUCCUCCUCCUUCACUUCCUCAACAACAACAACAAUCAUACCAACAGAGACAACAACAUCAACAACAACAAAAUAUUGCUCAACCAAUCUACAAUAAUCAUUCUCAUAACCUUUCUUGGUCAUCUGUUUCAUCAUUUGGUGGAGGUAAGACAAUCUACGGGUCAAGCAAUAAUUGGUGA
This is a messenger RNA of Candida dubliniensis CD36, 2949 nucleotides long. It is a transcript of the gene MPT5, whose product is annotated as Mpt5p. The record is from RefSeq and is a predicted model, not a curated record. The coding region runs from base 1 to 2949 and encodes 982 amino acids. Gene Ontology annotation, biological process: post-transcriptional regulation of gene expression. Lineage: Eukaryota; Fungi; Ascomycota; Pichiomycetes; Serinales; Debaryomycetaceae. Gene Ontology annotation, molecular function: mRNA binding. The transcript has a single exon. Gene Ontology annotation, cellular component: cytoplasm.